Cylindrotheca closterium is the source of this 2397-nucleotide messenger RNA. The record is from the annotation of a GenBank genome assembly. Lineage: Eukaryota; Bacillariophyta; Bacillariophyceae; Bacillariales; Bacillariaceae.
AUGUCCAAAGAAGAUCCUCCUCCUAUGAAGAGUCCUCCCACCUUUCAAAUUAAGGUUGCCCUCAUCGGCAAUGUCUCGGCCGGUAAGACUACUGUUGUUAAUGCGCUCUUUCGCGACAAGUUUGGGGAAGUCUCCAUGAAACGGACCACUGCAGGCAUUAAUGAGUUUGCCAUUUCCAGCCGCAACGAAUGGGCAUUGGUAUCCGAUGCGCCUCGGGACUCUCAUUCGGUCUUGAAGGAAAUCACCCAAGACAAUCUUGAGCUACGAACAAGUGAAGAAGUCAAGACCAAGCGCUUUGAAAUCGAGUUGGACGAAGCGCUUUGUGACAUGCGAAAGGAUACACAGCUUGUGGUUGUGGAUAUCCCCGGCAUCAACGAAGCUGACAUGAGCAAAAAGUACAAAAACUACGUUGAGAGUCACUGGAAUACCUUUGAUUGUGUAGUGGUGGUUAUGGAUGGUCGCCAAGGCGUCAACACGGAAGAGCAAGUCUCCUUGCUCCGCUUCGUAAAGAGCAACUUGGAAUCCAAGAAGGACGUGCCCAUUGUGAUCUUGUGCAACAAGAUUGAUGAUCAAGACGAUGAAGAACAAGAGGAACUAGUCCUGGAGGCGCAGCGUGAGGUGGAGAAGAUCUUUGGAGUACCGGAUCGUCAGAAAAGUCUUCAGGAGGUCCUUCAAGCAACCACCGCGUCUAAGGAGACAACAAACGGCACCAAGAAGCAUAAGUGGAAGAAGAAGAAUACAAAACCUUCCGACCAAGUCUCGCCUGUAUUCAUUCCGAUAUCUGGAGUCACGGCAUUCAUCUUCCAGACUUGCUCCAACAUGCCUCUAGAACGAUUCCGCGAGUUCGAUCAGAAGCUGAUUGCCAAACUUGGACGUGAUCGCAUUGGAAAGUUUCGAUGGAAGAAGUUAUCCAAGGAGGAUAGGAUCAAAGAGGCCCACGAGGCGGUUUCAGAUCCGGAAGGAUAUCAGGCAGGUGUUGCAGAUAGCAACUUUGACAAGUUCUUGAUGGUUCUAUCAUCCCUGGUUGGUGGGAAGACUGCCCAAGAGAAGAUGAUCCAAAAUCAAAUCCAAGUAUCGCUUUCAACGAUUUCAUCUGGUCCUGGUAUUGUGGAAAAACUUGAAACUAUUUACAGCACAGUGUUGGCUUUGUCGUUGGGCGAUUCUGAAGCAAAAAAUGCGCACUUGUCAGAGAUCAAGUCAACCUUUUGGCGACUGUACAAAGGAAUGGAGCAAUCUUGCUUUGCGAAGGAGAAAUCGUCGACAACUUUGAAUUCGUUUGGUCCUCUUGCUGACGAGUUGAAAAAGUAUAGAGACUUUGCAACGGCAGUUGGUUGGAAUUCCGAGGCCGAUUUGUCGGUUGUCUUUCUAAAAAAUGCCGUUCGCCGCUUCUUGAAAAGUAUGAAGAGUACUCCUGGUUUUGUCAAGGAUCUGAAGGUCGUUUACUGUGCUAUCAAAGAAAUGUCCUUGGAGGCAGAAGAUUCGCCUAUAGUUGAAGCCCUAAAGGAAAGCUUUGAUCGACUUUUUCACAAGCUGACAGAAGAAAAGUUCGCUGCGUUUGCUUCCGCCGAUGCGGUCGGCAACCUCUCUGUCUUGGGGGAUGAACUUGUCGUCUACAGCAAGCUUGCAACGGAGGCCGGCUGGACAAACGAGCACUUGAAAGUCGCCGCAAAGUUCAAACAGUUGGUACUCGCGCAGAUUGGCUCCCUAUGCGAGCUAGCUUCCAAUGGACCGUCGCAACAAGUUUUCGGGUACCCCGAUUCCUCCAGACCGACUUCUUUUGCUGCUUUGUCGUGGCUUGACUGGAAGCUUGUUCUACGCUCGAUCUUGUUAGUUCGGUAUUACGAUCGUCAAUUUUGCCUGGAUUUUGGCCGUGAAAUCAUUUUGAUGGAAUGUUUGCUUGAAAGUGAACCAGAAGUUAGGGCCGAAAAGAAUGACGAGCAGUGCACUCGAUGCCAGUCGGUUUUGACUUUCAACAGAAUAUGUACUCGUUGCAGCAGGACUCAGCACAAUACAUCCGUAAAUCUCGAGCGCGAAAAGAAGUACAUGUGCCCUAGCUGUGUAGGCCAGGAGUUGGACUGCAAUCGUCGGUGUGGGAAUUGCCAUGUCUUUUAUCAUCCUCACAGUGAACACGCGACUUUCUCUGUUUGUCCAAUCGAUGGCUAUUCGCUUGAUCUAUAUACUGGAAAAUGCCACAGCUGUUGUAAAGUAUGGAAACAAUUUCCGAAUUUGCCGGUUGUGAAAAUACGACAUGACGGAAAUGGACUCGCGCUAUCAGGGAGCCAGCAUGUUGUUAAUAUCCCCUCGUUACUAUCCGAUCCAAAUCAUUUUGGCCACUUGGCAUGGCGAUACUGUGAAUUAAUGGCAACGGGAGUUGGACAGCACAGUGGACAUCAAUAG